Molecule: messenger RNA, 879 nt
Organism: Mycetomoellerius zeteki
Lineage: Eukaryota; Metazoa; Arthropoda; Insecta; Hymenoptera; Formicidae
Exons: 1
Coding region: 1-879 (292 amino acids)
Source: RefSeq, a predicted model, not a curated record
AUGUAUCGACAGAUCUCAAUUCAUAAGGAUGAUCGUAACUUGCAACGCAUCCUCUGGUACGAUUCUCAAGGUCAGAUUCAACCAUAUCAGCUUAUCAUAUCAGCUUACGGUAACGUACGGGCUCCAUUCUUGGCUCUUCGCGUUUUACAACAGCUUAUCGUUGAUGAUGGUUAUCGGUCCCCAAAGGCUAUACCCGCGCUAACCAAGAGAAGGUACGUAGAUGAUAUCUUCGGAGGUGCCGAAUCGAUUGACGAAACGAGGGAAAUAAUAACUCAAGUAGUACAUCUUUGCAUGGCGGGCGGAUUCCCUUUACAAAAGUGGAGUAGCAAUUGCGCGGAGUUGCUUGAUGACUUGGCAGCAUCGCCUGGCUUCAAUGCGCCCUCUGUGAAAUUGGAAUCCCCUCGGGUCAAGGUAUUAGGCCUUUGUUGGCAUCCACACUUGAACACCUUUACGUACGAAUCGGUUCCGUCUCCUCAUCAAAAUAUCACAAAGAGAUCUAUUUUGUCUGAGACAGCGCAAUUAUAUGACCCUUUGGGCCUUAUUGCACCAGUGUUAAUACGAGCAAAGAUUCCGAUCCAGGAACUUUGGUUGUUGAGAAUACAAUGGGAUAGUCCCUUACCUCCUGAACUGCAGGAUCAGUGGUCGGCAUUCAAACAACAAUUACUGACUCUUAACAAUUUUAACAUCCCUCGAUGGCUUAACACUUCAUCAACCGUUCUUUCCAUCCAGUUGCAUGGAUUCUCUGACGCGUCUCAACUCGCAAUGGCAGCGGUAGUGUAUCUUAGGGUCGAAACUCCAAACACCGAAAUUCAGAUCAAUAUUGUUUGCGCCAGAACGAAGGUUGCACCGUUGAAGAAACCGUGCUUCGUCUUGAGCUAA